AUGUUCUCCAUCAAGCACCACCCAAACUUGAAACAUCAAGUCCGCCUUGUGGUGACCAGUGACAGCGGCACCGGUAAAUCGAGCCUAAAUGCGGCAGCUGCAUCGGAGAGGUUUCCGGAGAGUGUUUCUCCGGUGCUUCCUCCGACUCGUCUUCCUGCGGAUUAUUAUCCAAAUGCGGUUCCUGUUACGAUUAUCGAUACGGCUUCUAGUUUGGAAGGUAAAGCUAAGUUAGAGGAAGAAUUGAAGCGAGCGGAUGCGGUUGUGUUGACUUAUGCUUGUGAUAAAUCGGAGACGCUUAGUCGGCUUCAAACGUUCUGGAUUCCGAAAGUUCGUCGUCUGAAGGUGAAGGCACUAGUGAUUGUGGUUGGUUGCAAGCUAGAUUUGCACGAUGAACACUACCUGAGCAAUGGACCGAUCAGCGGUACGUCGCCGGAACGGGAUGCUCGUCGGCCGAAGACGAGUGCGGUAGGGUGUCGUGGAGGUGGGGUUUCAGGUUUGGGUGAUGCUUGA
Molecule: messenger RNA, 510 nt
Organism: Helianthus annuus (common sunflower)
Lineage: Eukaryota; Viridiplantae; Streptophyta; Magnoliopsida; Asterales; Asteraceae
Product: mitochondrial Rho GTPase 2
Exons: 4
Coding region: 1-510 (169 amino acids)
Biological process (GO): regulation of mitochondrion organization; mitochondrion organization; small GTPase-mediated signal transduction
Cellular component (GO): mitochondrial outer membrane
Molecular function (GO): GTP binding; GTPase activity
Source: RefSeq, a predicted model, not a curated record